Molecule: messenger RNA, 300 nt
Organism: Xyrichtys novacula (pearly razorfish)
Lineage: Eukaryota; Metazoa; Chordata; Actinopteri; Labriformes; Labridae
Source: the annotation of a GenBank genome assembly
AUGAGCAAGAAUGCAGCGUAUGCCAGUCUCGCCCCCAGCCCCGCGGUGUCCUCUCACAGCUGCAGGCUGUCCUCUAGCAGAGGCAGCAGUCAGGUGGCUCGUCUCACGGGAGCUGGUGGUCAGGAAUGGCGUCGCUCUCUGAAAUGGUUCACAGCUGCGCUCCAUACCUCAGCUUCCUCACCUCCCACUGCUUUUUACCAGACAAGAAGUUUUAAUGCUGUGGCUCUCUUAACUUUGUGUAACUUCUUUGUCAGUGGUUUCCUCCUCACUCAAAACAGUGAUGAUACUGUAGCAGUGUGA